Molecule: messenger RNA, 3383 nt
Organism: Oncorhynchus nerka (sockeye salmon)
Lineage: Eukaryota; Metazoa; Chordata; Actinopteri; Salmoniformes; Salmonidae
Product: NLR family CARD domain-containing protein 3-like
Exons: 7
Coding region: 136-2220 (694 amino acids)
Biological process (GO): intracellular signal transduction
Molecular function (GO): protein binding
Source: RefSeq, a predicted model, not a curated record
UUCAGUACGCGGAGACGUGCGUCUUGAAGUCAGUUCUAUUUGUGACGCAGUUCGCGCUGCAUCUCCUCAUUGGUUUAUAGAAGCAGCCCAAUCAAGCAGGAGAGACCAGCCUCCCCUGUUCCCAGCUGUGUGUCCAUGAAGAGUGACCAGUCUAUGAAUCCUCCUUUAACCUUUAGAGAGGAGCUUGCUGACACACUGGAGAAAUAUUCAGAUGAGCUUGCUGUGAUUUGCCAACGUGAACUCAAAUCUAAUCUAAAGCAGAAGUUUCAAUGUGUGUUUGAGGGGAUCGCUAAACAAGGAAACCCAACACUUCUCAAUAAGAUCUACACAGAGCUCUACAUCACAGAGGGUGGAACAGGAGAGGUCAAUAAUGAACAUGAGCUGAGACGGAUUGAGACAACAACCAGGAAACAAGCAAGACCAGAGACUCCAAUCAAAUGUAACGACAUCUUCACACCCUUAACUGGACAAGACAAACUUAUCAGAACUGUGCUGACAAAGGGAGUCGCUGGCAUUGGAAAAACAGUCUCUGUACAGAAGUUCAUUCUGGACUGGGCUGAAGGAAAAGCAAACCAGGAUGUCCAAUUUGUAUUUUCAUUCCCUUUUCGGGAGCUGAAUUUGAUGAAAGAGGACAACCACACUUUCAUUGAACUUCUUAAUCACUUCUCAAUGGAAAACAAACAAUCAGGAAUCUCCAGCUACAACAAGUACAAAGUUCUGUUCAUCUUUGAUGGUCUGGAUGAGUGCCGACUGCCCCUAGACUUCCAGAAGAACAAGAUCUGUUGGGACGUCACAGAUUCAACCUCAGUGGAUGUUCUGCUGACAAAUCUCAUCAGGGGAAAUCUGCUUCCCUCUGCUCUCCUCUGGAUAACUACCCGACCUGCAGCAGCCAAUAAGAUCCCUUCAUGGUGUGUUGACCAGGUGACAGAGGUACGAGGGUUCAAUGACUCACAGAAGGAGGAGUACUUCAGGAAGAGAUUCAGUGAUGAGGACCUGGCCAGCAGAAUCAUCUCACACAUAAAGACAUCAAGGAGCCUCCACAUCAUGUGCCACAUUCCAGUCUUCUGUUGGAUUUCUGCUAUAGUCCUUGAACACAUGCUAAAACACAAGAGAGAAGAGAUGCCCAAGACUCUGACUGAGAUGUACACACACCUUGUUGUGUUUCAUACCAAACAGAAGAAUGAAAAGUAUCUUGGGAAAGAAGAGACAGGUCCACACUGGAAUAAAGAGAGCAUUCUGUCACUGGGAAAACUGGCUUUUCAACAGCUUGUGAAUGGCAAUCUGAUUUUCUAUGAAGAAGACCUGAAAGAGUCUGGCAUUGAUGUUAAUGAAGCCUCAGUGUACUCAGGAUUGUGCACACAGCUCUUUAAAGAGGAAUGUGGGCUGUACCAGGACAAGGUGUACUGCUUUGUUCAUCUGAGCAUUCAGGAGUUUCUGGCUGCUGUAUAUGUGUUCCUCUCAUUCAUCAACAACAAUGAGAAUCUAAUGGCCAAACUGCAAACAAAGUCCAGUGUCUUUUCUUCACUGUUCAGAGAGAAGCCUAAAGUUACUGAAGUUACUUUCUACAAGAGUGCUGUGGAUAAAGCCUUACGAAGUGAGGCAGGAAACCUGGACCUUUUCCUCCGCUUCCUUCUGGGCCUCUCACUGGAGUCCAAUCAGAAGCACUUACGAGGUCUACUGACAAAGACAAGAAGCAGCUCACAGAGCCAUGAAGAAACAGUCAAGUACAUCAAGGAGAAGAUCAGGGAGAAUCCCUCUCCAGAGAGGAGCAUCAAUCUGUUCCACUGUCUGAAUGAACUGAAUGACCAUUCUCUAGUGGAGGAGAUCCAAAGAUACCUGAACUCAGGAAGUCUCUCAAAACCCAACCUGUCACCUGCACAGUGGUCAGCUCUGGUCUUUGUGUUGCUGACUUCAGAAAAGGAGCUGGAUGUGUUUGACCUGAAGAAAUACUCCAGAUCAGAGGAAGGUCUUCUGAGGCUGCUGCCAGUGGUCAAAGCCUCCAGAGCUGCUCUGCUGUCAGGAUGUGGAGUCACAGAGGAAGGCUGUGCUUCUCUGCUCUCAACUCUGGAGUCAAACCCCUCACACCUGAGAGAGCUGGACCUGAGUAACAAUGACCUGAAGGAUUCAGGAGUGAAGCUGCUCUCUGCUGGACUGGAGAAUCCCCACUGUAAACUGGAGACUCUGAGGCUGUCAGGCUGUCUAGUCACAGAGGAAGGCUGAGAGAGCUGGACCUGAGCUACAAUCACCCAGGAGACUCAGGAGUCAGACUGCUCUCUGCUGGACUGGAGGAUCCACACUGCAGACUGGAGAAACUCAAUGUGGAACAUGGUGGAGAGAACAGAAUGAAACCUGGACUUAGAAAAUAUGUCUGUGAUCUCACACUGGACCCAAACACAGUAAACAGACUCCUCUCUCUGUCUGAGGAGAACAGAAAGGUGACAUGUAGGACAGAGGAGCAGCCGUAUCCUGAUCACCCAGAGAGAUUUGAGGUCUGGGGACAGGUGCUGUGUAGAGAGGGUCUGACUGGGCGCUGUUACUGGGAGGUAGAGUGGAGUGGGAGAGAGGCUGAUAUAGGAGUGACAUAUAAAGGAAUCAGCAGGAGAGGAAGGGGUUAAGGACUGUUAUCUUGGAUGGAAUAACAAGUCCUGGAGUCUGAACUGCUCUGACAACAUUUACUCUGCCUGGCACAAUAAUAAUCACACUACCAUAGACGUCCCCUCCUCCAGCUCCCACAGAGUAGGAGUGUAUCUGGACUGGCCAGCCGGCACUCUGUCCUUCUAUAGAGCCUCCUCUGACACACUGACCCACCUGUACACAUUCACCUCCACAUUCGCUGAGCCCCUCUAUCCAGGGUUUAGGGUUUGGUGGGAUGGCGACUCAGUGUCCCUCUGUCAGUGACACACACACACUGGACAAACACACACACACACACACUGGACAAACACACACUGGACAAAUACACACACACACACACACACUGGACACACACACUGGACACGCACACACACACUCUGUACACACACACACUGGGGACACUCUGGACACACACACACAUGUGUUGUCUUCUAUGUUGAAAAACUAAUUAUACAAUUAUAUCUGGACAUACGCUCCAUAGUUGCACAAGUAUACAAAGAUAUAUUGUACUUUUCAUAAUAAAACACACUUGAAACAAGAAAAGGCUGUUAAUUGUGAAAACAGUUUGUAUUUCAUGUUUAUUGAUUUUACGUUUCCUCUGUCAGGUUGAUGUUAACCUGCGACUGGUUGAAACAUGAAACAAAUAUGAAAUGAAAUACAAAACAAUUAAAUAUGUGGAAUAGAAUUAAACUAAUUGUACAACAGAGUGUUGUAAUGCAGGGUUACUAUAGCUACAUAGUGUUGUAAUG